AUGGACCCCCUCUUCGCCAAAGCCAAGGUGGACGGAGGGAGCCCUGUGGCCCUUGGCUGGAGGCUGGGGCUGGUGGAGGUGGUGCUGGGUUUCACCCGGGGCCGCCCAACCGCCCCAACCGAAGCUCAAGAGGGCCCCCUUGUGGAAACUCCCAAGAACAGCCCCAUACGUGAAUUGGGUCCAGGGACCCAGCGUGUGCAGGAGAAGCUGAUUUCAGGAGCACAAGAAGGGGUGGGGACGGACAACACCCGGGCCUGGCACAGCGGAGGCACCGCGAAGGGAGUGGCCGUGAGGGGUGCAGUGCCCGUCCACGACCGCCCGGCGGCGCUGGGCCACAGCGGGCAAGUGUGCAGGAGGGAGAUGAGUCCAAAGGCUGAUUCAAGGCGCCCCGAUCUGGGGACCCCCUCACUGUCUCGGGAGCCAAGGAGUGGGGGAGCCCGCACUGCAGAGGCGGCCGGGAUGGCGGGGGGUGGCCGCCUGCGCUGGGAACCACGCUGCCAGCAGCCCCUGCCCAACAGAGCACCCGUCACCGCGCUGCUGCCCCCGCGCCUGGAUGGGCCCUGGAUCUCCACUGGCUGCGAGGUGCGCCCGGGACCCGAGUUCCUCACCCGCUCCUACACCUUCUACCCCAACCGCCUCUUCCGCGCCUACCAGUUCUACUACAGGGACCCCUCGUGCCGGGAGCCGGCCCACUCGCUGCUCAUCAAGGGCAAGGUGCGCCUGCGCCGGGCCUCCUGGGUCACCCGCGGCGCCACCGAGGCCGACUACCACCUGCACAAGGUGGGCAUCGUCUUCCACAGCCGCCGCGCCCUGCUCGACGUGGCGGGCCGCCUGGACCAGAGCCGGGCCGGCCGGGCCUGCGCGCGCCGCCUGCCCCCCGCGCGGGCCUGGCUGCCCGGGGCGCUGUACGAGCUGCUGGGCGCCGGGGCUGAGCGGGACUGCGCGGCCGCCCUGGGCUUCACCAUGCACGAGCUCAGCCUGGUCCGCGUGCAGCGCCGCCUGCAGCCCGAGCCCCGGGCCGCGCCCCGGCUGGUGGAGGAGCUCUACCUGGGCGACAUCCACACCGACCGGGCCGAGCGGCGGCACUACCGGCCCACCGGCUACCAGCGCCCGCUGCAGAGCGCCCUGCACCACGCCCACCCCUGCCCGGCCUGCGGCCUCAUCGCCCAGUCUGACGAGCACCACCCGCCCGUGCUGCCCCCCCAGGCGGCCCUGCCCCUGCGCCUGGGAGGCCGCUGGGUCAGCCCCGGGUGCGAGGUGCGCCCCGCCGUGCUCUUCCUCACCAGGCUCUUCACCUUCCACGGGCACAACCGCUCCUGGGAAGGAUAUUACCACCACUUCUCGGACCCCACCUGCCGGCAGCCCACCUUCACCGUCUACGCGGCUGGCCGCUACACCAAGGGUACGCCGUCUGCCAAGGUUCGUGGCGGCACCGAGCUGGCGUUCCAGGUCACACGGGCCCGCGUCACCCCCAUGGACCGGGUCACCACGGCCGUGCUCAACUUCUCCGAGCCGAGCAGCUGCGGGGGCCCGGGGGCCUGGGCCCUGGGAGCCGAGCGGGACGUCACGGCCACCAACGGGUGCCUGCCGCUGGGCAUCAGGCUCCCCCACGUGGAGUACGAGCUCUUCAGGAUGGAGCAGGACCCCCUCGGGCAAAGCCUGCUCUUCAUCGGACAAAGGCCCACCGACGGCUCGAGUCCCGACACCCCGGAGAAGAGGCCCACAUCCUACCAGGCGCCCCUGGUGCUCUGUGACGGGGGGGCCUGGGGCCUCUCCAGGCCCCCGCAGCUGCUGCAGGUGCCCGUCAGCGUCAGCACUGGGGGGCCGUGUCCCCCCGUGGCCCGUCUCCCUGUCCUGCUGGUUCUCGGGCUGGCCUUCCUCCAGUGGCUAUGA
Hippopotamus amphibius kiboko is the source of this 1893-nucleotide messenger RNA. RefSeq names its product APC down-regulated 1 like (gene APCDD1L). The record is from RefSeq and is a predicted model, not a curated record. The coding region runs from base 1 to 1893 and encodes 630 amino acids. NCBI's taxonomy places the organism in Eukaryota, Metazoa, Chordata, Mammalia, Artiodactyla, Hippopotamidae. Gene Ontology annotation, biological process: negative regulation of Wnt signaling pathway. Gene Ontology annotation, cellular component: plasma membrane. The transcript is spliced from 7 exons. Gene Ontology annotation, molecular function: Wnt-protein binding.